CCCCAACCCUCCCAAUAUCUGGGAUCGUGCUCCGGCCGGCGGGUCCCGGCAGCCCUCAGGGGGUGGGGUCGCCUAGCUCCCUGGAGCCCUUCCCGGUGCCAUAAGCGAGGACCAGGGGGCAGGGAAGGCACUGCGGGCCGGAGAGACCCAGAGGGACCAGUCUCCCGGCUCCCAAGGUAGACGGACGCGCCUACGCGGAUCCGGAAGGCGACGCUGGAGGGUCCCCAGGGGGCUGAGUACCGCAGUCCACACGGGGUUUGAGGCAUGGCCAAGCGGUGUGUUGGUCUGUGGACACCUGGGGCUGAGCAGCGGCUGCUCCAGUGAGAGGCGGGUGGCACGAGCCUGAGCCUUCCUCCUGGGCUGAGAAGCGUCAUGGCCAGCAUCGUGCAGGCCUCCCUGGCUGCUCUCCUCCUGCUGCCUAUGGCCGCCGCCAUGCACUCUGACUGCAUCUUCAAGAAGGAACAAGCCAUGUGCCUGGAGAAGAUCCAGCGGGCAAAUGACCUGAUGGGCUUGAACGACUCUUCCCCAGGCUGCCCUGGGAUGUGGGACAACAUCACGUGUUGGAAGCCAGCCCACGUGGGUGAGGUGGUCCUCGUCAACUGCCCGGAACUCUUCCGAAUCUUCAACCCAGACCAAGUCUGGGAGACGGGAACCAUCGGAGAGUUGGGUUUCGCUGAUAGUAACUCCUUGGAUCUCUCAGACAUGAGGGUGGUGAGCCGGAAUUGCACGGAGGAUGGAUGGUCAGAGCCGUUCCCUCAUUAUUUUGAUGCCUGUGGUUUUGAUGAGUACGAAUCUGAGACUGGGGACCAGGACUAUUACUACCUGUCGGUGAAGGCCUUGUACACGGUUGGCUACAGCACGUCGCUUGUCACCCUCACCACUGCCAUGGUCAUCCUGUGCCGUUUCCGGAAGCUGCACUGCACCCGCAACUUCAUCCACAUGAACCUGUUCGUGUCGUUCAUGCUGAGGGCCAUCUCCGUCUUCAUCAAAGACUGGAUCCUCUACGCCGAGCAGGACAGCAACCACUGCUUCGUCUCCACUUUGGAGUGCAAGGCGGUGAUGGUUUUCUUCCACUACUGUGUUGUAUCCAACUACUUCUGGCUGUUCAUCGAGGGCCUGUAUCUCUUCACCCUGCUGGUGGAGACCUUCUUUCCCGAGAGGAGAUACUUCUACUGGUACAUCAUCAUUGGCUGGGGGACCCCAACUGUGUGUGUGUCUGUGUGGACAGUGCUGCGGCUCUACUUCGAUGAUACAGGCUGCUGGGAUAUGAAUGACAACACAGUUCUGUGGUGGGUGAUCAAAGGCCCUGUGGUUGGCUCCAUAAUGGUUAACUUUGUCCUCUUCAUCGGCAUCAUUGUCAUCCUGGUGCAGAAACUUCAGUCGCCAGACAUGGGAGGCAAUGAGUCCAGCAUCUACUUAACAAAUCUAAGCCCAGAAGUCCCCAAGAAAGCCCAAGAGGAGCCCCCGCCUGUGCCCUCAGACCAGCAUUCAUUCCCUUUCCUCAGCUGCGUGCAGAAAUGCUACUGCAAGCCACAGCGGGCGCAGCAGCACUCUUGCAAGAUGUCAGAACUGUCCACCAUUACUCUACGGCUCGCCCGCUCCACGCUGCUGCUCAUCCCACUGUUUGGAAUCCACUACACGGUCUUCGCCUUCUCCCCAGAGAAUGUCAGCAAGAGGGAGAGGCUGGUGUUUGAGCUCGGGCUGGGCUCUUUCCAGGGCUUCGUGGUGGCUGUUCUCUACUGCUUUCUGAACGGGGAGGUGCAGGCGGAGAUCAAGCGGAAAUGGCGCAGCUGGAAGGUGAACCGCUACUUCACCAUGGACUUCAAGCACCGGCACCCGUCCCUGGCCAGCAGCGGGGUGAACGGGGGCACGCAGCUCUCCAUCCUCAGCAAGAGCAGUUCCCAGAUCCGCAUGUCCGGCCUCCCGGCCGACAACCUGGCCACCUGAGCACCCCCCUGUCCCCUCCUCUCCGGACAUAGGCGAGGGUCGCGGGCGGGCGCCGGCCCACGCAGGUUGUGCCUCUUCUCUCCCUUCGGGCAGGCCCUGGGCUGGGAGCCCGGCUCCCCGAGCGGGGAGGAGGGUGCAGGGUGCAGACAGGUAUUUCCCUUCUCUGUUUUGGCCCUGGCCUCACCCACCUUGGGCCUCUGGGCCCUGACCCCGGACGUGUAAAUACUCCCCAAGUUUUGGAAAAGUCGUCCCACCCCUACCUCUUUCUCCAGAGUCCCUGCUCUCCUCAGGCAGGGCCCCAGCUUCACCCCACCCGGUCUCCAGCAGCCGCAGUGACUGCCUGCCCCUGUGUGGGAGGCCCUGUGAGCGGAGGCCGAAGAACUUGCUUCGGGGAUUUGGGGUACGGUCUGCCUGACAGCCCUCCUGUAGUGUCUGACCCUCUGUGUGGACUCAUUGAGUCUACUCAGCACUCUGUGGCCCUUUUCAGGCUGGCCCGGUCCCUGAGGCUGCCGGGGAUCCAGCUUGGAUGGCCAGAGGGCUUUUCAGCGCAGGCCAGACCUGCGCUCACCCGACAUCUUGAUGCCCUCCAGGUGCCCAGCGCCUGGGUAUCAGGGCAGCGGGACAGCUCCAGGGCUCUUCUCCGCAGAGACUUCAGUUUGGGUGUGGGGCUCAGGUCAGAGAUAGUUCUGGUGCUUUUCAUUUGGCCCAAGAAGAAUUGCCAAGAGCCAGAAAAAUGUGUGUGAUUGGAAUGGAGCCGGACAGAGGUUGGAGAGAGUCAUGGAAGAAGCCACUGGCCACCUCCUUUAUUUUGCCCCUGACUCAAGGUAGGCCGAGUUCAUCUGGUAGCCUGCCUUCCACCCCUCCUGUCCCCUGGCAUCAGCUGCAGAAGGUUGAGAGACAGAGGCCUCAGAGAAACUGCUCCCCCGCCGCGCCUACCACGGACAGCCCCUAAGGCUCCCCUCUCCCGCCUCCUCUGAAGUCAAAGCCAUGAUUUGGAUGCACCAGCCGCUGUCCUGUGAUAUCAGUGAAUCCUGAAGCACCUGACACCUCCCUGUGCCCAAGACCAGGGCCCAGGGCUCCCUUUCACCCCCCCCCCCCACUCCCCUGGACCAUGAGGCAUCCCAGCCACCAGCUCCUCCAGCUUGGACUCAGCUGCUGAGAUAUCGCAGACCUCUGCAAAGACUUCCCUCUGUGUGCUCUUGACAUUGAGUCACCAUGGGAGCCAGGGUGUCCUGGGGCGGGGAGGGGAAGCCAUGCCCCCCUUCCUUGUGAGCAGAAACUGCUGAUGGGAGGAGUGACUGCACCCCAACUUCUGUCCUGGCUGCCCAGCCAUGACUUUCCAGACUGCAGACUAAGAACUUAAAACGGAGCAGAACCAGGUUCAGAGAAGGUGAAGGAAAGUGCUAGAGACCCGUGGCCUGUCUGUGGGGCCCGCCUCUUUCACGUCAGCCUGUGGUGGUCUUGUCCAAGUGUAUUUUAUGGUCAUGUUCUGGAAAGCGUGGAGAGCUCGGCCGUGUGUGUGUGUGUGUGUGUGUGUGUGUGUGUGUGUGUGUGUGUGUGUGUUGCUUUUUGGUUUUGUAAAGAGGGAGGCCCAGGGCCAUUGGGUUCCUGUUCAUGGGGAGGCCUUGUGAGUGACUGGAGAAGCGCCUAGAGCUUGGUUUAGAGAAACACUGUGAACCCCGGUCUUGGCUAAACCAGAGGGACAACAGGACCUGUUUGCCCUUCCCUGGCCACAUUUGGUGACUCGGGCUGGCCAUGGGGUGUGCGACGGUCCUUGCAUCCUGCACCUGCCUCACGAUGCCCUUCCCUCUGGCUGGGAGCCACGUGUAUUACCUGAGGGGGUGUCCCCUGGCCCUUGCGCCUUGGGCCCUGUUGAGGGGGCUUGACUUGCUUGGAGGGAGCCUUGGGCUCGGGGUCAGAGAUGGAAAAUCUGCCCUAGUUGGGCUCAGACUGCUGAGACGGCCGACCUCGAGCUCCCCAUUCUGGGCCUCAGUCUCCCCAUUUGUGAGAUGAGGUGGUGUCCAAUGCUGCUCCAGGCUGUGCUUCAGUAAUUGUCCGGUUCAAAACCAAGGCGGGUAAAAGGCCUUGUUACCUGUGUCAUCUAAGGCUCGGAAGAGUCUGUGUUUGUGUGCACAUGGAGGGAGGCGAGAAUGCUUAUUUUCCCUUUUUUGGAAAUAGAACGUCUGUCUCUUCCAUUUGGACACCGCAGUGGAGGCUGGCGGGCUGGAGGGAAGGAUCAGGCCAGGGACAGUUGGACCCGUGCACCGGGCACCAUGUGCACACCCAGCUGUCCUCUGCCCAGGACACGGUGCCGUGAGGGGGUGGUCCCCUGACUAUGGACCCUGUUUCUUUGUCCUUGUCCCUACCAGCAGGUCUGCCUCACCAUGGAGGAGGAGGCUCUGCUUUUAUACAUAUAUCAUCAUGAAAUAGCAAAAAAAAAAAAAAGAAAAAAAAUCUGCCGAGUUCCCCAUGCCGUGCUGCCACCUGAGCCCUGGGCCUGCAUCCUCGUAGAGGUUCCAGGUUCCUAUUGGUUGGUUUUCCUUUCUGAAUGAAUUACCACCAGCCUUGUGAGCAGAGGCACCUGGUGUAUUUUGCCUGCUCCAGGAGAUUAGGCAGCUGUCCUUCAGGGUCACAGGCAGCAGGGGGACAGAAUGAAGUCUGGGUAAAAUCCUUCCCUCUCCGACCCUUUGUUUUCAAGUCUGUAAAAUGGGCAAUACGACUAGGUAGUUUUCAUCGCCCACUGCAUCUCUGAAAUUCUUGCCUAAACACCAGCCGUCCACUGGGAGUGGGUCCCAGGCAGGGACUGUGGCGUGUGCUUGGACCGGGAUGGGUGAGGAGUCAAGUUGAGGGAGGAGGGCUUAGAGGGCCUGGGAGUGGUUAGGCUGGAGACGAGCAGAGUUCUCCAACUCCAGGUCUCUGGAAAGGGCUUGUUUUGGUUCUGUGCAGUCCUAAAGGACGAAACUCGCCCCGCGUUUCCCUUGGGAUGAAGGAAUCUCUCACCCUGUCUCAUGACUGUCCUGUCCAGGAGCAGGCGGGGUCAGGAGAGAAGCUCCGGCUCCGGGAGAGAUAGGACUCCAAGUCAGGGAUGCUGAGACUGUCAGGGAGCCAGGGAGGGGUCAGAGUGCGGGAACUAGGGGACGCAGGGGCGCUCUGGUAGUCCCCGGCAUGCCCUCGGCUAGGCCACAGUCCCUGUCUCAGUGGGCAGCUCCGCGACCCUCUUUGACACAUCCAGUCACCUGCAGUGAUUCCUUCGCUACCCCCCACCCCUCCCCGGCCUGGCUUCUCUGGGGAAUAGAGCCAGAGCGCUGGAGCCCAGCCCAAGGCUGGAAAUACCCCCAUCAUCACCCACCAAGGGUCCUGCCUCAUCCCCUUCGUCCUCGAAGGAAAGCUGGAAGAGGCUUUCUUUGUAAUUCUGCGAGUACCCUUGACCCUUGACUCCCUCAAGGACACUCUAGAGUGAAAGCAGGGGCCCCUUCCUCAUCCUCAGUUCCUGCCUGGGCCCGGUGACCCUGGACGCCUGCUGGAAGAGCCCUGAGCAUCUCUGGGGACCUGGGUAUCUCCCAGCUUUGCCACUGAUCUGCUAUUUGACCUGGAUCCUUCCUCAUGUAGCUCUGGGGAGACACACCAAGUCCUAGAGCUGGGAGGAAACCUGGAGAUCUGCAGGUUAAGCUUCACCGAGGGGCUGACGAGAAAACACAGGUGGGCUUAGCACGGGGCCUGCGCCACGUUGGCAUCCAGUGUGCUUUGCAGACUGGAACGAGGAAAUGGGCCUGCCUGCUGGUGUGUGCCCAGGCCUGCACGUGAGUUGGAACGAGACACUCAGCAAAGCUUCUGAACAGAAACCUUCAGCCUUGCACAGGGGAGGGGCUCUGGCUCGGGAAGUUGUCAGGACUCCAGACUGUUGGAGGAGCAGUGGGGUCUGUGUGGACAGGGAGACCUGCGUUCUAGCCCGGCUUCACCACCUGCUCUGUGCCCUAAGACCAAACCUCUCUGGGUCUCCACAUCCCAAUCUGAGAAAUGGGAGGACAUGAUUUAUAGUCUGUCACAGGCCAGGGGUGAGGUUGAGGUGGGACGCCUUGGUGGGUGAAAGGGCUUUACUACUGUGCUGAAGACCCUCGAAAGGGGAACCCUAUGCUGGUUGUCAAGUGCUUUGAGCCCUCCUGGGUUAACCUCUGCCCCAUUUGUAAAACCACCAGCACUUGGGGGGGGAGGGGGAGGCCCAUGGUCUCUGAUGGACGUGGGAUUCCGUGGUCUCUUAUUCCCAUCAGCUGGUUGCUUGUGGGAUAGAAUGGGGUGACUUCCGCGUGGGGGAUGUCAGGGUUUCCAGGGCACCUGGGACGUCCUUCAAGUGGGCUGUGGGCCUGUCUUUCUCCCUUCCCUGAAGUCGGCAUCCCGGGAUGUGUCUGUGCUUGGCCACGUGUGUCUGGUCUUCUGUCCGUCUUCUGUAGCUUAGCCCCUGUGAGGACUGGAGUGGGGAUGCUGCUGGCAUCCCAGACGUGGCUCCAGGCUCACGGUGGGAGCCGGGCCCGCCUGGGUCUCAUCUCCCACAAUAAAGCCAAGCCCCACACGCCUCACUGCUACCGCUGCCGCCGUCAAUGCUGUGCGCACAACCUCGUCCUGGAUUUUAAGGACGUCAAACUGCUGUAGACGACUCAAUAAAUGUCUUCGCAUUUUU
Sus scrofa (pig) is the source of this 6622-nucleotide messenger RNA. The record is from RefSeq and is a predicted model, not a curated record. NCBI's taxonomy places the organism in Eukaryota, Metazoa, Chordata, Mammalia, Artiodactyla, Suidae.